AUGAGCACCAUGCGGCUGCUGCUGCUCGCCCUCCUCUUCUCGUCGUCCUUCGCCCGCGCCGGGUGCGACCCUAAAAUCGUCAAUAUCGGCGCGGUGCUGAGCACCAAGAAGCACGAGCAGAUCUUCCGCGAGGCGGUGAACCAGGCCAACAAGCGGCACGGCACCUGGAAGCUCCAGCUCAACGCCACCUCCGUCACCCACAAGCCCAACGCCAUCCAGAUGGCCCUGUCCGUCUGCGAGGACCUCAUCUCCAGCCAGGUCUAUGCAAUAUUAGUUAGUCACCCUCCUGCUCCCAACGAUCACCUCACACCAACACCUGUAUCAUACACAGCUGGCUUCUACAGGAUCCCUGUCAUUGGUCUGACAACACGCAUGUCUAUAUAUUCUGAUAAGAGCAUCCACCUGUCCUUUUUGCGCACGGUCCCACCUUACUCUCACCAGGCCAAUGUCUGGUUUGAGAUGAUGAGAGUCUUCAACUGGAACCACGUCAUUCUGAUAGUCAGCGACGACCACGAGGGUCGUGCUGCACAAAAGAAGCUGGAAACCCUCCUGGAGGAGAAAGAGUCCAAGGCUGAGAAAGUGCUUCAGUUUGAUCCUGGGACCAAAAAUGUGACAUCGCUGCUGCUGGAGGCGAAGGAGCUGGAGGCCAGGGUCAUCAUCCUCUCUGCCAGCGAGGAUGACGCGGCCACGGUGUACAGAUCGGCGGCCAUGCUCAACAUGACGGGCUCGGGCUACGUGUGGCUGGUGGGGGAGCGGGAGAUCUCGGGCAAUGCCCUGCGCUACGCCCCGGACGGAGUGAUCGGGUUGCAGCUCAUCAAUGGCAAGAACGAGUCAGCCCACAUCAGUGACGCUGUGGCCGUGGUGGCCCAGGCCGUGCACGACUUGUUUGAGAAGGAGAACAUCACAGACCCACCACGAGGCUGCGUGGGCAACACCAACAUCUGGAAGACGGGACCCCUUUUUAAGAGGGUAUUGAUGUCCUCCAAGUACUCAGAGGGUGUCACCGGCCGGGUAGAGUUCAACGAGGACGGGGACAGGAAGUUUGCCAACUACAGCAUCAUGAACCUGCAGAAUCGGAAACUGGUCCAGGUUGGGAUUUACAAUGGCAGCAAUGUCCUGACCAAUGACAGGAAGAUCAUCUGGCCGGGGGGGGAAACCGAGAAACCUCAAGGCUAUCAGAUGUCAACCAAGUUGAAGAUUGUGACCAUCCACCAAGAGCCCUUUGUGUAUGUGAAGCCUACUCAGGCAGAUGGGACCUGCAGGGAGGAAUUCACCAUCAAUGGAGAUCCUGUCAAAAAGGUCUUCUGCACUGGACCCAAUGAGACCAUCCCAGGCCGUCCCACCGUGGCACUGUGCUGCUACGGCUUCUGCAUCGACCUGCUCAUCCGCCUGGCAGGGGUGAUGAACUUCACCUAUGAGGUUCACCUGGUGGCUGAUGGUAAAUUUGGUACCCAAGAGCGGGUGAACAACAGCAACAAGAAGGAGUGGAAUGGGAUGAUGGGGGAGCUGCUGAGUGGCCAGGCAGACAUGAUUGUGGCUCCCCUCACAAUCAACAACGAGCGGGCUCAGUACAUCGAGUUCUCCAAGCCUUUCAAGUACCAGGGCCUCACCAUCCUCGUGAAGAAGGAAAUCCCCCGCAGUACCCUGGAUUCGUUCAUGCAGCCCUUCCAGAGCACGCUCUGGCUGCUGGUGGGGCUGUCUGUACAUGUGGUGGCAGUGAUGCUGUACCUCUUAGACCGAUUCAGCCCAUUUGGCCGAUUCAAAGUAAACAGUGAGGAGGAGGAAGAAGAUGCUCUGACUCUCUCCUCAGCCAUGUGGUUCUCCUGGGGAGUCCUGCUGAACUCUGGCAUUGGAGAAGGUGCUCCCCGGAGUUUCUCUGCCCGUAUCCUUGGCAUGGUGUGGGCUGGCUUUGCUAUGAUCAUUGUGGCUUCAUACACUGCCAACCUGGCAGCCUUCCUGGUGUUAGACCGACCUGAGGAGAGGAUCACAGGCAUUAAUGACCCCCGGUUGCGCAACCCCUCGGAUAAGUUCAUCUAUGCCACGGUGAAGCAGAGCUCUGUGGACAUCUACUUCCGACGGCAGGUGGAGCUGAGCACCAUGUACAGGCACAUGGAGAAACACAACUACGAGAGCGCUGCCGAAGCCAUCCAGGCAGUGAGGGACAACAAGCUCCACGCCUUCAUCUGGGACUCGGCAGUGCUGGAGUUUGAGGCCUCCCAGAAAUGUGACCUGGUGACCACGGGGGAGCUCUUCUUCCGCUCUGGCUUUGGGAUUGGGAUGCGCAAGGACAGCCCCUGGAAGCAGAACGUCUCCCUCGCCAUCCUCAAGUCCCACGAGAAUGGCUUCAUGGAGGAUUUGGACAAGACUUGGGUGAGGUAUCAAGAGUGUGAUUCCCGUAGCAAUGCCCCAGCAACACUCACCUUUGAAAAUAUGGCAGGUGUGUUUAUGCUGGUGGCUGGAGGUAUUGUUGCCGGGAUAUUUUUAAUAUUCAUAGAGAUAGCUUACAAAAGACAUAAGGACGCGCGGAGGAAGCAGAUGCAGCUGGCGUUUGCGGCCGUUAAUGUGUGGAGGAAAAACCUGCAGGAUAGAAAAAGUGGUAGAGCAGAACCUGACCCUAAAAAGAAAGCCACUUUUAGGUCCAUCACCUCCACCCUGGCCUCCAGCUUCAAGAGACGUAGGUCCUCCAAGGAUACGCCCUGCAGAAUGGUCCCUCAGGAGUGCCAGAGAGACAGGCUGGCACCAUGGAGCCAAGACAGCCCUGGGAAGCUUCCACCCCACUCUGAACGUCCUAGCGCCCACCAUCACCCGAGCUGCACAGCCUCUCCGCGGCACAUCAUCCCCACCGCCCCAGGAGGAGAUGCAUGUGUUCCCCAUAGGCAGCUCCUGCAACUCGAGUAG
Molecule: messenger RNA, 2898 nt
Organism: Cinclus cinclus
Lineage: Eukaryota; Metazoa; Chordata; Aves; Passeriformes; Cinclidae
Gene: GRIN1
Product: glutamate ionotropic receptor NMDA type subunit 1
Exons: 20
Coding region: 1-2898 (965 amino acids)
Biological process (GO): ionotropic glutamate receptor signaling pathway; chemical synaptic transmission; regulation of membrane potential
Cellular component (GO): neuron projection; plasma membrane; NMDA selective glutamate receptor complex
Molecular function (GO): NMDA glutamate receptor activity
Source: RefSeq, a predicted model, not a curated record